AUGUCUUAUUACCUUCCACGUCUUCUGCAUUCCUCUUCCGUCUUCUUCCCCUUCCAUCCCCCGCCAGGCGUGGUACAUGGACGACAAGACCGACGACCAGCGCCUGCCUCCGCUUGCACUCUAGCAUUCGCGAUUUCUCUGUUUCCAUUCCUCUUCUUCCGCGUCUCUUCCGCCGUCCCCCUCCAUCCCCCUUCCAUUCCCCCUCCAUCCCCCCGCCAGGCGUGGUACAUGGACGACAAGACCGACGACCAGCGCCUGCCUCCUCUUGCAUUUUGUCAUUCGCGGUUUCUCUGUUUUCAUUCCUCUUCUUCCGUGUCUCUUCCUCGUCGUCCCCCUCCACUCCAUCCCCCGCCAGGCGUGGUACAUGGACGACAAGACCGACGACCAGCGCCUGCCUCAUCGCCUCGACCCCAACCAGCCCUGCUCCCUCGAAACGCUCUCCGCUCGCCCGCGCAGAGACGGAAAAUCAAUUCCCUCUCACCCCCCGCCGUUUAUCCCGACCUUCCAUCAAACUCUCGCCUGUUCCAGCUGGGCAUCCUGCACUGGAAGCUGGACGCGGACAUCUGGAAGAGCGACCCCGUCCUGCCGCUCCUCUCAACCCCCCACGUCUCACCUGCCCUUCCACGUGUGUCCCUCGUCUUGCGUGCAGAGCUGGGCAUUCUGUACUGGAAGCUGGACGCGGACAUCUGGGAUUCCGACCCCCAGCUGAAGCAGAUCCGCAAGGAGCGCAACUACUCGUACGAGGAGGUGGUGAACAUCCACCCGGACACACUGCCCAACUACGAGCAGAAGCUCAAGUCGUUCUACGAGGAGCACAUUCACACCGAUGAGGAGAUUCGCUACAUCCUUGAUGGCAGUGGCUACUUUGAUGUGAGGGACUUUGAGGACCGUUGGAUCCGCAUCCACACGAAGAAGGGCGACCUCAUCGUGCUGCCAGCUGGCAUCUACCACCGCUUCACCCUCGACUCCACCAACUACGUCAAGGCUCUCCGUCUCUUUGUGGGCGAGCCUGUGUGGACUCCUUACAACCGUCCGGCUGAUGAAAUGGCAGCCAGGAAGGAGUACCUUGAGAAGUUUGCCAUCAGGACUGCAACUGCUGUUGCCUAG
Messenger RNA from Closterium sp. NIES-65, 1107 nucleotides. Lineage: Eukaryota; Viridiplantae; Streptophyta; Zygnematophyceae; Desmidiales; Closteriaceae. The record is from the annotation of a GenBank genome assembly.